AUGGCCACAAACGGAGCACAUGCCAAUGGCACGCUGUUCACCCCCUCCAAAUAUCCCCCUUUCCCCAAAGACGUCCCUAGCGUAAAGCUUGAGACGUUCUCCCUCGCCCAGCUGGAGAAGGGCGACAGAGGACUCGAAGAUAAACUCUUUGAGACAUGCAAGGAGCGGGGCUUCUUCUACCUCGACCUCAACGGGAGCAAGGUCGAUUCCAUGGGGCAGGACUGUGACGACAUUGCCCGGCUAGCCGAGAAGGUUUUCAAGCUACCGGCCGAGGUGAAGGAGCAGUACGCAGUCACGGACAACAUCUUCGGCUUCAAGAAGGUGGGAGCCACAAAGACCGACGCAAAAGGCACCCCGGACACCGCGGGCUUCCUCAACAUCGCAAAGGACCGCAUCCUCGAAAACACAGACCGGUGGAAGUACCCGCAGCUCGUCCUAGACCACAAGCCCCUGCUCGCGCGCUACAUGCGCAACGCGCACGGCACCGGGCUGAAAGUCCUCUCCAUCCUCGCCGAGCGCCUGGGCCUGCCCGCAGACGGAUUUGAGAAGUACCACCGCCUGACGGAGGAGUCAGGCGACCACGUGCGCAUGACUCACGGCCCCCCGCGCAAGACGGCCGAGCUCCCCGAGAUCCAGACCCCCGGCCACACCGACUUUGGGACGAUCACCAUCCUGUUCAACUGGCUGGGCGGGCUGCAGGUGUGGUCGGACCCGUCGCGGGGUUACUUCGGCAACGUCGUCGACCCGGAGAGCACGGCCGGCCCGGGAGGUGGAGACGAGGGGGGCGAGGCGCCACGGUGGCUGUGGGUGCAGCCGCCGCCGCCGAACCACGCGAUUGUCAACCUGGGCGACGCCGCUGUCAAGUGGACGGGCGGGGUGUUGUGCUCGGGACGGCACCGCGUCGUGCCUGCGCCCGGUGAGCAGGGCAAGUUUGAUAGGUAUAGCGUUGUCUAUUUCGUCAGGCCCGAGGACAGCGCCGUCCUCAAGAGGCUGGAGGCGCCCGGGAUCCCGAAGCUCGAGCCAGGGGAGAAGGAGGAGGUGAUCACGGCCAAGGAGUGGAUUUUCAAGCAGGCGAGAGGACUGGGCCAGCAGCUUGCCACGAAUUGA
Messenger RNA from Diaporthe citri, 1107 nucleotides. RefSeq lists its product as uncharacterized. NCBI's taxonomy places the organism in Eukaryota, Fungi, Ascomycota, Sordariomycetes, Diaporthales, Diaporthaceae. The transcript is spliced from 2 exons. Gene Ontology annotation, molecular function: dioxygenase activity. The record is from RefSeq and is a predicted model, not a curated record. Bases 1 to 1107 code for a protein of 368 amino acids.